UGGCUUUGGCGAUGGACGGGGAGGCCUGGGAUGCUUUGGGAGGAGCGGACAAGGAGGCGCUAGAGUGGCGGAUCCGGGAGUGUGUGCCGGCCUGGUGUGCCGGGGGCGGAAGUGAAGCCGACGAGUGUGAACGCGCCCCGGGGGCACGGGCGAGGGCGCGGGCGGCCCCGCCGCAGCUGUGCUGGGGCUGAGCGCGGCUCUCCGGAUGGGAGGGCGUCGCGGGCUGGGUCCCAGGCGGGGCUGGAGAAGAGCAGCCGGGAGCACAGAUUUGGGGAAGUGGUUCCGGAGCGAGGACUACACAGUACACGUCCGGCUCAAUGACUACCUGGACAUCAUCUGCCCGCAUUACGAGGACGACACUGUGGCGGCCGCCGCCAUGGAGCGGUACACCCUGUAUCUGGUGGAGCGUGAGCAGUACCAGCUGUGCCAACCCCAGUCCAGGGACCAGGUCCGCUGGCAGUGCAACCAGCCGAGCGCCAGGCACGGCCCGGAGAAGCUGUCGGAGAAGUUCCAGCGCUUCACGCCCUUCACCCUGGGCAAGGAGUUCAAAGAGGGACACAGCUACUACUACAUCUCCAAACCCAUCCACCACCAGGAAGACCAGUGCUUGAGGUUGAAGGUGAUCGUCAGUGGCAAAAUCACUCCCAGUCCUCAGGCCCAUGUCAAUCCACAGGAGAAGAGACUUCCAGCAGAUGACCCAGAGGUACAGGUCCUACACAGCAUCGGGCACAGCGCUGCCCCCCGCCUCUUCCCACUUGCCUGGGCUGUGCUGCUUCUGCCGUUCCUGCUGCUGCAAACCCCAUGAAGACAUAGGCCACACCUGGCCUGAGGAUUUAGAACUGGGCCGAGGAGGCAGGACGGGCACCCUCACCUGUUCGGGGACCCCUCCCACGGCCCCAGUCCCCCUGGGAACCAUUCCCACCACAUGCACAAGCUGCCAUCCAGCAGCCUCAAAACGGGUAUCAAGAGUUUCAACCCAAAGGGGGUCGGCAAGCCUGGUAGUGCCAUCACUGCCUCCACCUCGAGGGAUGGACAGGGGAGUGGGGAUAGGCCUUCCCCCACCAUUUCUGCCCUUAAGCCAAAGGAACAAGCUGUGCAAGAUGUGGCCUCUUGAGAAGGCCAAGCUGGAGGGAGCCUGCGGUCAUACACAUGGACACUGAGCUUGGCAAAGAUGCCCCUCCAGAGAGAGCCAGGAUGCCCAGAGGCACUGGCUGCAGGAGGAGUGUGAGACAGUUUCAUGCCUGGGAACCAGAGAGGGGAGAGGCAGCGCGCUUGGGCUGAUCCAGCAUCUCCCCAAGACUUCCGGAAGUCUUUGGAGCUGCCGGGGAGAGGGCUGCAGCCAGGCACUGCGUCCCAUCCUCUCCCAUCUGAGGGUAGCACUCCACAGAGCUGUGCCAGCAGGGGGGCUGUGCCAACCUGUGUCUAGAGUUUAGGUGUAGGGGCAGGGCCCACGUGGACAGGAUCUGUAUAUAAACUUGAUGUGUGUCUGUGAUUUCUACAACUGGACUUUUUUUAUACAAAUAAUAAAACAACGUGUUUAUUUGGA
Acinonyx jubatus (cheetah) is the source of this 1546-nucleotide messenger RNA. RefSeq names its product ephrin A1 (gene EFNA1). Gene Ontology annotation, biological process: axon guidance; ephrin receptor signaling pathway. Bases 206 to 805 code for a protein of 199 amino acids. Lineage: Eukaryota; Metazoa; Chordata; Mammalia; Carnivora; Felidae. Gene Ontology annotation, cellular component: plasma membrane. The record is from RefSeq and is a predicted model, not a curated record. The transcript is spliced from 5 exons. Gene Ontology annotation, molecular function: ephrin receptor binding.